GUUUCCAGUCGACCGGGCAGGCUCUGUUUGACGUGGAUGGAUUUCUCGCUACGACCCCGUCCUCGCCCGGAAAUGUCGCGUUUGGCACUGGAAGAGACCCAGACGAGGAGGCUGAAGAGACAACAGAACUAUGAAUCAGCGUAUACGGAUAGUGCGGCUGGAUUAGGGGUGGCUUCCCGGAUCGUAUAGCCUUCCAGAAUGUUUGAUGAGAGCGUGCCAUAUGCACAAUCCGACCUAGCGCUCCCACGCUCUAGCCAAGGGACUUCAUUGGGUUACUCCGUGUCUUUGACGCCAGCGAGCAACCGCGGCUUCCCAAACGACUCCGUAGUCAAACCGAUUUCCCCCUUCACCGACUGUCACUCCACCACCGCAUCUCCUCCAUUGCUACUCACCGCCUUCGUCUGCUACAAUGGACGGCAAUACUAUAAUAACCCACGAUCUCUGACUUCGACGUCUACCAUAUUUCAAGGCCGCAGUGACUAUGGAACCAGUAGGCAACCAGCACCCGACAGAUCUAUCAUUCGUGGAGGGGAGCAGGACUGGGCCAAUAGCCAAGAACUCAGGAUGCGUAUUCUCGGCGUAGCUAGAACCGCCGGGACGUUUGAUAUUCACAAAGCUUUGUCCCAAUAUGGAAACAUUGUGCGGAUUGAGAUGCAGCCGGGGAUUAUAGACAGCGUAGUCUAUAUUAUCUUCCAACCCCUGCCACCGCAGAACCUUCUCAGCAGAACUAUCAACAUUGCUAAUGUGCCCGUGAGGGUUCAGGUACUGCCACCUCGAGUAUUCUAUGUCCCAAGCCCGGUCGAUCCUUCGAAAGUAUUUAAAGAAGUCAACAUUCUCCUCAGUAAUUCAAUCGAUUUUGGCCUCCGAGUCGGAGACACUAGCAUGAUGACAAUGCUCACAACUGGGGGGCAAAAUGAGGUUCAAGUCAUGCUCAACCUGAAGCGGAAAGUGAUUGACAUUAAGUUCCCUCUAAAGGUUGAUGAGGAGACACAAAAAUAUCGAUUCCAACUCCCUCUUUCUCUUCUCGAGCAUAUCUAUAAGGUUCCCGAUGCUAAAACUGGUCAAGUUGCGCUCAUCAUCCCCUUCAACUCACCACCGCGAUUUUUUAAAGAAGUCGAGCGGAAGAAAAUUCACGAGACCUUCAAGCAGUCGGAGCGGACUUGGAUUGAUUGGCUUGCCUGGUACCGCCAGACUGACGUCGUAGAUGACAAGACUAAGCGUCGUAUGGAAUUCCAACCAAUCAUGAAUCAUAAGGACUCUGUAAUCCUCAACAUUGGGCGAUGGACAAUUUAUAAGUUGUUGUUCUCUCCCUCUGCCCUUGCAUCCUCCCAGUUUGAAGAGUUCACAGCCGCCCUCGCUGACCAUGGUGUUCUCAUCAAAGACCAAGUCGGCUACACCUUUGUAGGCAAAGCAACUCCUCCGCUCUGGACAUCGUUAGAGGAGGAAUAUUCCUCGGAGCAUCUGCGGCCUAGCUCUUCCUCCUUGCCAUCGGCAUUGGACGACCUCCUUACAAGCCAAGUUCAUUUGAGUUUCCCGACCCGAUACCAGUUGGAAGUUUGCCUAACGAACGGCUAUCUUAAAGAACACAACAUUUCACAAACAUUCCUUGAGCGCCUUGCGUCCAUGGUCCCUGCUGAAGCACAGCACAUCCUCGAAAUAGUCGCAGACAAACAAACUGUCUACUAUGACCCAAUGGAGAUCUUCCACAUUCACGUCAAGACCAAACUAGCAAAGAAAAUACCCAGCUAUUGCGUUCUCACCCGCACUGCGAACAUCACUCCGACGAUGAUACAUGUUGCAACGCCAGUCGUGGAGACUUCAAAUCGCAUCAUUCGGAAAUUCAACGGAGAUGCGGAUCGGUUCCUUCGCGUCAAGUUCUCUGAUGAGAAAACGGAAGGCCGCAUCGGUAGCCAAGGAGACAACCGAUCUGAGGCACUGUUCAAGCGUAUUGAACAUGCAAUGACUCAAGGGAUCAUCGUGGCCGGUCGCUUCUAUCAAUUCUUGGCCUUCGGGAACUCGCAGUUUAGAGAGCACGGUGCAUAUUUCUUUGCUCCAACAACGUCUUUGAAUGCAGACGAUAUCCGCAGCUCAAUGGGCUCUUUUGACCACAUCAAGACUGUGGCCAAAUACGGAGCUCGCAUUGGACAGUGUUUCUCGACCACGCGCGCCAUCAAGAGCCCAGGCCGGGAUUUCAUACUGAAGGAGAUUCCUGAUAUCAUAAGGAAUGGUUACAUCUUUACCGAUGGGGUUGGGAAGCUGUCGCUGUUUGUAGCACAGAUGGCAGCCCAAGAACUUGGACUUCAGAAUCCGUUUGACGACCCUCCAUCGCUGUACCAGUUUCGUUUAGCUGGAUAUAAAGGCGUCCUUGCAGUGGACCCUAAGCUAGCUGGCCCCGAGCUUCAUACCCGACCUAGCCAAUAUAAGUUUAAAACUAAACAGGAAGGUCUGGAAAUCAUCCGCGCUUCAGCGUUUGCGACCGCUUGCUUCAACCGACAGCUCAUAAUCAUUCUCUCAACUUUGGGUGUUCCUGACUACAAUUUCAUCAGGAAGCAACAACACAUGGUAAACUAUCUCGAGAGGGCAACGAAGAAAGAGAGCGUAGCCCUCGAGAGGCUUCAACGAAACAUUGACUUCAAUCAGACUACCCUCACGAUGGCCAAGAUGAUAUUACAUGGAUUCAUGAGGAGCAGAGACCCUUUCAUGAUGUCUUUACUGGAGCUUUGGAGAGCGUUUCAUAUCAAAUCCCUGAAAGAAAAGGCUAGGAUUGCCAUCGAUGAUGGGGCCUUUGUCUUGGGAUGCGUGGAUGAAACUGCCAAACUUCAAGGGCACUAUAACGACACUCAGUCUCGAGAAGGAGUUAGCAGGGAAGAGAAACUCGCCAGCCUACCUGAAAUCUUCAUUCAGAUAUCCGAUCCUGAACAUAAAGGCCGGUACAAGGUUGUACAAGGCAUUUGCAUCCUCGCCCGUAACCCGUCCCUCCACGCCGGUGACAUCCGUGUGGUUCGGGCUAUUGAUGUCAAAGACCUCCAUCAUCUCAAAAAUGUCGUUGUCCUUCCACAGACUGGGGAUAGAGACUUAGCUAAUAUGUGUUCUGGUGGCGAUUUGGAUGGUGAUGAUUAUCUCGUCAUGUGGGAUAGUGAUUUCCUACCGAAAGACAUCAACGAGCCUCCGAUGGAUUUCACCCCAGAUAAGUCGCAUGAAAAGGACGGGACGAUCACAAUCCAAGACAUCAUGGCAUUCUUUGUGACCUACAUCAAGAAUGAUAGCCUAGCUAGGAUCGCACUCUCCCAUCUAGCUCAGGCAGAUUUUAACGAGGCAGGAGCUCGGAGCGACAAAUGCUUGGAGCUUGCAAAGCUACAUUCGCAAGCUGUUGAUUACCCAAAGAGCGGAAUCCCAGCCAUAAUGGGGCCUGAACUUAAGCCUAAAAAGUGGCCGCAUUUCAUGGACUCCAAGUACAGGACCAAGGAGCAGAUCUAUAAGUCCACAAACGUUUUGGGGAUAUUGUUCGAUCAAGUCAAGCUUGUUGAUUUCAAGCCUCGGUAUGAGAAUCAAUUCGACCCACGUAUACUAAAUGCGUUCGAGCUUGAUGACCAAGCUUUAGAGAGCGCUGCCUCCAUCAAGUCUGCAUAUGACUCUUCAUUACGGCGCCUGAUGGCCAAACAUUCUAUUCGUACAGAAUUUGAGGCUUGGUCAAUUUUUGUGCUUUCGCACAACCAGGAGGCCCGGGAUUACACAUUUGCUGAGGAGUUUGGCAAGACUGUUAACGCCCUAAAACAACAAUUCCGUGAUUUAUGCCGUGAAGCAGCCGGGGCGACUAGUGCAGCUGAUUUCACCCGCAUGGCUCCCUUCGUUGCGGCUAUGUACACCGUUACUGCCCAAGAGCUGAAAGCGGCACUGUUAGAGUGCAGCAUGAGCAAGGUCGUUGGGGGCGAGAACAUCCCGUUCCGCAAAAUGGAUCCGGAACAUAUGCCUCUCAUGAGCUUCCCUUGGCUCUUCGUCUAUGAAUUGGGGGAAAUAGCCACCAGUGGUGUCUCGAAGAAAGCUAAGAAAGACGCUUACCUCAAACUAGGAGUCGUAGACAUUGAGACGAUCGAGGGAGUUACGCAUUACGGAGAACUAUUGAAGCUCGACUUUGGCCCAGCUGGAGCCGAGCAACCUACUCAUUCUCAUUCUAGAGGUGGCGGUGCUCAGGUACUUCAAAAAGAUUCAGAGGAUAUUCACAAGUCGUAUCGUGGUGAUACAGCUGAUGUCCAUAUGGAAACUUUCAGUGGAGGAGAAAGCAUAAUCGCCAGUUCAGAGGAUUUAACCCUAGAAGGAAGCAAACAGAAUGAACUAAUUAAACCAGUUCAACCGGUUGAACAAACUGAAGACGAGGGAGACGAACAGGAAGUCAAGGUGCCAGAAAAGAAGCUAUCGGCAAUGGAUAGGCUUCGCCGUCUUGGAUAA
Lindgomyces ingoldianus is the source of this 4446-nucleotide messenger RNA. Its product is annotated as RdRP-domain-containing protein. Gene Ontology annotation, biological process: siRNA processing. Gene Ontology annotation, cellular component: nuclear RNA-directed RNA polymerase complex. The transcript has 7 exons. The coding region runs from base 199 to 4446 and encodes 1415 amino acids. Lineage: Eukaryota; Fungi; Ascomycota; Dothideomycetes; Pleosporales; Lindgomycetaceae. Gene Ontology annotation, molecular function: RNA-directed RNA polymerase activity. The record is from RefSeq and is a predicted model, not a curated record.